Adineta steineri is the source of this 1992-nucleotide messenger RNA. Lineage: Eukaryota; Metazoa; Rotifera; Eurotatoria; Adinetida; Adinetidae. The record is from the annotation of a GenBank genome assembly.
AUGCAACGUCCACCUAUACCAACACCAAAUCGUAAUCGUGUACGUCCUCAACAAACUCCAACAUCUCAUCAACGUGGUCUUGUUCGAUUUAGUACACCGAAAGCAUCACCACGUCGUUCACCAGCUACACAAAUUUUGCCAUCAAAUAAUGGUGCUAUUUGGGACACAUAUGGUCUUGAUGAAAAUUCUUUAACAAUACGUUUUCUUUAUUCCAAUUUACUUUUACUUGGUAUUGAAUGUUCAUCAAUAUUUAGUCGUUAUCGUACUGGACAACAACAACAACAGAUAUCAAUUGAUGAAUUAUCAAAUUCAACUGAACUUAUUCGUCUUACUACACAUUUUCUUCUCUUAACGUAUUUAAAUGAUAUACAACAAGCUCAAUAUUUACGUGAUACAACACAUUGUUUUCCACCAAUGGCUAUUGAUAAACAACAAGAAUUUAAUCGAAUUGUUAAACAACAUUUUAAAACCUUGUCUGAUAAUUAUCAACAAUAUCCAUGGCCACAAUUAAUUCCUGUUCCAUCAUGUUCACCACGUUAUUUUAUUUGUUUAUUUUAUUUAUCUCAAUUAUGUUUAAUACGACGUUUAGAACCAUUCGAUAUUCAAGAACGUUUUUUAACAAAUGAAAAUUUUCAAAAUAUGGAUUUAACAAAAGAACGUUCGAAACGACAAAUUCGUAUGAUUAAAGCUGAUACGCAACGACAUUAUAUGAUGUUUUUUAGUAAAAUAGCAAAUGAAAAACGUGAACGUAUUGAACAUGAGAAAACUAAAAAUGAAUUAGAUGAACGUAUCUAUAAACUGAUUGAUUAUUUAGAAAAAAUUAGACAAAAAACAGAAAUUAUUGAUGGUUCAUUUGAUCAAUCACAAAUUAUUGAUGAAAAUCAAUUUGAAUUUUUUUCAAACUUAGUUCGGGAUCUUCAUACAAAAAUAAAUUCAGAUAUUUAUAAUAAAUUAGAAUGGUUUACUAAACAUGGUUUAUCAACAUCAUUACCAUCAAUGGGUGUUGAUAUUGGUUUAAUACCAAAUACAUGUCAACAGAUACAUGAUAUUGUUAAUAAACAAGAAAAUAUUUCAAGUCGAAUAAGUCGUCUAUAUCCAAAAUUUAGUGAAACACCAUCAUCAUCAUCUACUUCUGCAAAUAUUACUCUUAGUGAAUUUAUGCAAGCAGCAAAUAUAUGUCUUGAAAAACGUCUUGCUUCUCAUUCAUUAUCUGAUGAAAAUUUUGCAAAAUUAAAAUUAGCACUUGAACAAAUGCAUACAACAAAUGAACGAACUGAACAAUUACAUAAAACAUUAGAUCAUUUAGAACAUUUACCUAAACAUAUAAAUCGUUGUUAUAAUGAUCAGCAAGAACAAAAAACACCAUUUGAUCAUAUUGCAACAAAAUUUUAUCUAUCAGUUGAUUGUGGACAACAAGCAAGAGAAACAUUUCGUGAUCAAAUGAGUAAACAAACACCAAAUUCAUUUGUUACUUGUUGUAAUACAAUUGCAACAAUAAGUGCUGAUGAUUCAAAUAGUGAUUCUAUGAAUAAUGAUACAACAAUUAUUCGUUGUCAAAAAUCAGUCUUAGCACCAUUAUCAACAGCUACUGAUGACGGAAUGUUAAAAGGACUUGAAUGUCUUUUACUUAGUGAACCAGUUUCAAUGCCAAUAACAACAACAACAACAACAAUAGCAGAUGAGGAUGAAUCAUUUCUUACACUUGAACAAGAAUGUAAAAUGGAUUCAGAAAGUUUUAUGAAUCGUUCUCGACGAAAAACAACUGUAGAAACAAAUGUAGCUGCAGUUAAUAUGGAUGAUAAAAUGGAAGAAGAAGAUUAUUUCGAAAAAGAAAAUGUCAUACCCAUUCAACAACAGAUCAAUAAUAUUCAAUUUGACAAGCUUGAUGAUGAUACUAAAUUUAUUUCUCCUAUUAUGUCUGUACCUCUUGCACAACAAGAACCUAUCAUGCCUAAAUUACUCGAACAAAUUGAUACAAUUGAUCCUUAUUAA